Messenger RNA from Arabidopsis lyrata subsp. lyrata, 1135 nucleotides. RefSeq names its product expansin-A14. Gene Ontology annotation, biological process: plant-type cell wall organization. Lineage: Eukaryota; Viridiplantae; Streptophyta; Magnoliopsida; Brassicales; Brassicaceae. The record is from RefSeq and is a predicted model, not a curated record. Gene Ontology annotation, cellular component: extracellular region. The transcript has 5 exons. Bases 192 to 1100 code for a protein of 302 amino acids.
CUAUGUACAUAUACUGUAACAUAUAAAUAAAAUUAUUUUCCUUUGCAGAAAUUUCUAUAUAUAAUCAUCCCAUCUCUCUCACAACUCACAACAACAUUGAAACCCCUUUCCUCUCCCUAAACCACACUUUCAUUUUUUUUGUGGGUCCUUUUUUUUUUCUUUCUCCAGGCCAUUGAAAAAAGGCAGAGAAAAUGGAGAUUUUCGGAAAAGUGAUAAUGUCAUUGAGUCUUAUGAUGAUGUUGAUGUGGAAGAGUGUGGAUGGUUACAGUAGUGGUUGGGUCAAUGCUCGAGCUACAUUCUAUGGAGGUGCUGAUGCUUCUGGCACCAUGGGCGGCGCGUGUGGUUACGGGAACUUAUACAGUCAAGGCUACGGAACGAACACGGCGGCUCUUAGCACGGCUCUAUUCAACGGCGGCCAAAGCUGCGGUGCUUGUUUUCAGAUAAAAUGCGUAAACGACCCAAAAUGGUGUCUCCGAGGAACAAUCACCGUCACCGGAACAAACUUUUGUCCACCCAACUUUGCUCAAGCCAACAACGCCGGAGGUUGGUGUAAUCCUCCUCAACAUCACUUCGAUUUGGCUCAGCCCAUCUUCCUCCGCAUCGCUCAAUACAAAGCCGGCGUCGUCCCCGUCCAAUACAGGAGAGUGGCUUGCCGGAGAAAAGGAGGAAUAAGAUUCACGAUCAACGGUCACUCAUACUUCAACCUCGUACUCAUAACCAACGUCGCCGGCGCCGGAGAUGUUGUCUCCGUCUCCAUUAAAGGAACCAGAACAGGUUGGCAAAGUAUGUCAAGAAACUGGGGACAGAAUUGGCAAAGCAACGCAAAUCUUGAUGGUCAAGCUUUGUCCUUUAAAGUAACAACUAGUGAUGGCCGUACAGUUGUCUCUAACAAUGCUACUCCACGUAACUGGAGCUUCGGACAGACUUAUACAGGAAAACAGUUCGGGGCUCAGAGCUACGAUCCUCCUGAAAACAGCUCCGGUGCAGCUUCACCCUUGUCUUCCAACUACAUUUUUAGUUCAAGUUUUGCCAUAAAACUUCUCGCUUCAACAUUAGCCUCCUUGUUGAUUAUGUGUUUCAAUCAAAGCAUUUUUUGUUAAUUCACCUUUGAUGUAAUUUUACUAUAUAUUCCUUA